Molecule: messenger RNA, 729 nt
Organism: Strigops habroptila (Kakapo)
Lineage: Eukaryota; Metazoa; Chordata; Aves; Psittaciformes; Psittacidae
Gene: SH2D1B
Product: SH2 domain containing 1B
Exons: 4
Coding region: 126-530 (134 amino acids)
Source: RefSeq, a predicted model, not a curated record
CUUAGCACCUCUAAUGUUGGUUGUCUGCACUCAGCUGCUUUUAGAGUAAGGCUUCUUUCAAUGCCAGGCUUCUGACUUUCUGUGGAAUUGGUUUGAAAGGCAAGAGACCUUGUUUUCUUUUGUCCAUGGAUCUCCCAUUUUUUCAUGGAAAGAUAACAAGAAGAACCUGUGAAGAAUUGCUGAGCAAGAAGGGAAAGAAUGGUAGCUAUUUAAUACGAGAGAGUGAAAGCUUGGAAGGAGCCUUGUGUCUCUGUGUUUUAUUUGAAAAAGUCAUCUACACUUACCGCAUCUUCAAGGAACAUCAAGGAUAUUUUAAAAUACAGACUUCUGAAGGUUUUCCAGAGAACAUCUUCCGAACAUUAAAAGACCUAAUAUACAAUUAUGAAAAGCCAAAUCAAGGCCUAGUAAUAAACCUCCACUACCCAGUGAAGAAACAAGAGGCCUCGCACAGAAGCCAGAGGUUCAAGUCUGGAAAGGAUGUAAUUUAUGAUGAAAUCGAUGACAGCGACUACGUCACUGUCUUUCCCUGAAGGAUCUGCAACCUGACGAUUUUGGAAGCUGCUGUUUCAGGCUGUGCUGCAGCACGAGGGAUCCAUAAACCUCUCAAAUUAGUCUCCUCCUUUUGCAGACUGUCAGAGCAGGAGCAGCUGUAUUUUCCUCCAGCAGGUCCAGUACAAGCUACUAUAUAUUUUUGUUCAGCAAUAAAAGAACUUAUUUUUGUAAGAGACA